GUGUAUUCGCCUGGGUCUCGCCUGCGGGGGCUACGAGAUCCGCCCGCCGCGCAUCCGCUUCGCUGCACUGAAGACCGGGCCCGGGCCCGGGUCCAGGUCUAGCAGUCCGCAGACCCGCGAGCGAGCCUCCGGGCCGGCGUCGUCCGGCCGUCCGGCUUUUGCGGCAUCAGGCAGCAAGGACAACGGAGUCGUUGUACCCGCCUGCCGCCAGACCCAACACCGAAAAGAGCAACCGCAGACCCGGUCGCAGUCGCCUUCGACCUCGCCUUCAGCAUCGCCAUCAUCACACCACACACCAGACCCGCCGGCCCGUGAUGUCGCCCUGGGCUUCCUGGUGCAGUACUUUGCCACCUAUGGACGACACACAACCACGGCGCGCGGGUUCUGGGAGUCGGUCCCGCUCAUGCUGCGUUCUGAGAGCUGCACCUCGCCCGCGACCGUGGCCAUCACCGCCGUAGCCAUGAGCAUGCUGCACCUGUGGAAGGGCAACGCCGCUGCCUUUACGGCGCCCAACCCUGCUCUAGGAAAGGCACUUGCACGGCUGCAGUCUGCCCUCUCUCUGCAGCAUCACCGCGUCGACUUGUCGUCGUCGUCUUCGUCGUCGUCGUCAAGGUACUCUGCCGUCCUGGCGUCACUUGCGCUGCAAUUCUACGACGACAUGCUCGGCCAGUAUGAUCGCGCGAGGCCGCUGACCAUGGUCCAUCACAAGGGCGCCGUCGGGUUGUUGCUGGCCUCUACCGCCAGGUCGACAACAACAACAACAAAUCGCAGAGGCGGUGUGGCGAUCGAGACCGAGGUGCAGGAUAGGACCCUGAGGGCCCGGUUGCUGAAGAACAUGCUGCACCUGGAGAUCAUAUAUGGCCUCAGGACCGGAUCUGCCAUUUCGCCACGCCUCACGGAGCUGCUAGCUUGGCAUGACGGCGGUGAUGCCAAGCAUCAUUCCGGGUACGGGUCAGACGUGGACCACAAGCCGGCAGAUCAGCUAGACCGCAUGGGUCUCGAGGUCGUCAAUCUCAACCAUCUUUUCUGCUCCGGUCUCGAAGACUACAGCCUAGAGCAAGUUGCAGACCUGGACAGGAGGCUGUCGGCGUGGCCAUCCCAGAUCCCCAGAUGCUGGCACCCCAUUGUCGUUGCCGUGAAUGACGAGCCAUCCACCAGCACAAUUCCCGUUCCGAGUCUGGUGCAGACCUACAGCGCCCUGGGGAGUUAUCAGGUCUAUCCGUCCGUCCAGCUCGCCAGCAUCUGGAACAUCUGGCGUCUCGAGAGGCUGGUCCUACUGCGAAUGAAAGUAGCAGCAGCAGCCAAGUCCACGGUGCCUCUACUCGGCAGCAUUCAUCACGAGGAGGCACCCCAUUGCAACCGUUUUGCCUCAACCACUGGCACUUCCACUUCCACUGCUGCUCCCCCCCUGCUCGAUGAUGUCCCCACGCUGAGGCACCAAGUCCAACACAUGGUUGACGAGAUAUGUCAGUCCGUGCCCUUCCACCUGGGCAAUCGCUGGAAACGGGGCUCGCUGGCCGAUUUCGCCGACAAGACCAUCAUGCAGCCGAGCUACCGUGACUUCGCUAUCCCCACGCAUGCUCCUCCUCCUCUUCCUCGCAUCCCGCCGCCGCCUACAUCGUCUUCGCCGUCGCCGUCGUCAGGAGGAAGCCAUGGGCCAGGAGAGCAGCACGACUCGCUCCUGACGUCCUCCUCCUCGGCCGAGGCGCAAACGGGUCACAUCAUCGCCCAGGGCCCGUGGCAUAUGCGGAGGACUCUAGGGCUGCUGCUGGGCAUGUUGUUCAGGCAGCGCGAUGGCGGCGAGCUGGUCGCGUGCCUGAGGGAGGGACAGGUCGCGUGGAUGAGAGAGCAGUUCGUUCGGACUGGGGUUCUGCUGGGUAUUGAUUAGAUUUCUGAAGUGUUUUAGAUGUCUGCAAGGGCAAUGAUGUUGAGAAUAUGGCGAUUUUUGUGGCGUAUUAUACUAGGGCUUCUUGUUGGGGACAACAAAGCUGUCAAAAACAAGCCACAAAACGAAGUGUAUGACCAAGAUCUCAUGGUGGCAAGAUAGAAGAUGCUGGACCACCCCGCGCCUGUGAGCAUACUGAUAUGGUGGCUGCUGCCACGAGAACGUUUUGCCUUUGUCUUCACCAGAUUGUCAAGAAUCGAUGUAGCUUUUGUUUGGUUGACG
Microdochium trichocladiopsis is the source of this 2167-nucleotide messenger RNA. RefSeq lists its product as uncharacterized. The transcript has a single exon. The record is from RefSeq and is a predicted model, not a curated record. The coding region runs from base 404 to 1888 and encodes 494 amino acids. NCBI's taxonomy places the organism in Eukaryota, Fungi, Ascomycota, Sordariomycetes, Xylariales, Microdochiaceae.